AUGAGGGAAUCGCGAAAAAAAGACAAUGCCGCUGUAGCUGCUCUUUUCAUCGAAAACAGCUACUGGCGAGACCACCUCUGUCUGUCCUGGGCAUUCCGCACUCUGAAAGGUUCUAAGGCUCUUUCCAAUUUCGCUGCUGAGAGUUCAUCGUCCGUCCAGUUUGAAAUUGAUCGUUCCUCGCCUCUAAAAGCACCACAUGCUGGACCCAUUGAUGCCUUCGGCGAGGUUAAUGGACUCGAGUCCUUCGUUAAAGUGACCACUUCAUUCGGUAAUGGCACUGGUGUCGUUCGAAUUGCUCAGCAGGGUGAAGAAUGGAAGCUAUUCACCAUUUUUACCACCCUUCUCGAGAUCACCAAUCACGAAGAAGUAACUAAGGAUCGCAGACCAGCCGGUGUGCAGCAUGGUGCGUAUCAAGGUCGCAAAAACUGGCAAGAUCGACGCAACGAGGAUGUCAACUUUGAAGGAAAGGAUCCGGCAGUUCUUAUCGUUGGAGCCGGACAGGGUGGUCUCACAGCUGCAGCACGUCUCAAGAUGCUUAACGUGGACACCUUGCUCAUUGAUCAAGAAGACCGAAUUGGAGAUAGCUGGCGUAAUCGCUACCACCAGCUUGUUUUGCAUGACCCCGUCUGGUACGACCACUUACCUUACCUACCCUUCCCACCGAACUGGCCCAUCUUCACGCCAAAGGAUAAACUCGCGGAUUUCUUCGAGUCAUACGUCAAGAUACUGGAGCUGGAUGUGUGGGUGCGCACCGAGCUGAAGUCCCCAUCCUGGGAUGAGAGCACUAAGAAAUGGACCAUUGUGGUUGAGCGCACGAAGGCAGAUGGCUCAGUCGAGACAAGAAAUUUGCAUCCUCGUCACGUUAUCCAGGCGACCGGACACUCGGGCAAGAAAAAUUUGCCUGAUUUCAAGGGCAUGGAGAAUUUCCAGGGUGACCGGAUCUGUCAUAGCUCCGAGUUCACGGGCGCGAAAGACGGUUCCAAGGGGAAGAAGGCUAUUGUUGUUGGAUCCUGUAAUUCCGGCCACGACAUCGCGCAGGAUUUCUACGAAAAGGGAUACGAUGUGACGAUGGUCCAGCGUAGCUCUACAUGCGUUGUUUCCUCAAACUCUAUUACUGAGAUCGCGUUGAAGGCCCUAUACUCCGAAGCUGCACCCCAGACCGAGGAUGCUGAUACGUAUCUGAUAAGUGUUGCGCCGGAGUUAUUCAAGCGCCAGCAGACUAAAGUGGACAAUUUGAUUCGCCAGAAUGAUGCUCAGACCUUGGAGGGACUGGAAAAGGCUGGCUUUGCGGUGGAUCGUGGUCCUAUGGAUGCAGGACUUGUGAUUAAGUAUUUCCAGCGCGGUGGGGGCUACUACAUUGAUGUUGGAGGAAGUCAGUUAAUUAUUGAUGGGAAGGUGAAAGUCAAGCACGGACAGGAGAUUAGUGAGAUUCUGAGCAAUGGGAUCCAAUUCGCUGAUGGCUCGGAACUUGUCGCUGAUGAGAUCAUUUUCGCCACUGGGUAUCAGAAUAUGAGGACUCAGGCGAGGACCAUCUUCGGUGAUGAUGUUGCCGAUCGUGUUAAUGAUGUCUGGGGCUUGAACCAGGAGGGUGAGUUCAGAACCAUCUGGCAGCGAAGCGGACAUCCUGGGUUCUGGUUUAUGGGUGGAAACCUUGCACUGUGCAGAUACUACUCCCGUCUUCUCGCAUUGCAGAUUAAGGCAUUGGAAGAGGGAAUUGCGCAGUACUAG
Messenger RNA from Penicillium malachiteum, 1728 nucleotides. Its product is annotated as flavin-containing monooxygenase. Lineage: Eukaryota; Fungi; Ascomycota; Eurotiomycetes; Eurotiales; Aspergillaceae. The record is from RefSeq and is a predicted model, not a curated record. Bases 1 to 1728 code for a protein of 575 amino acids. The transcript has 2 exons. Gene Ontology annotation, molecular function: monooxygenase activity; flavin adenine dinucleotide binding.